This is a messenger RNA of Phacochoerus africanus (Common warthog), 10376 nucleotides long. RefSeq names its product nuclear receptor binding SET domain protein 3 (gene NSD3). Gene Ontology annotation, cellular component: nucleus; chromatin. The transcript has 24 exons. NCBI's taxonomy places the organism in Eukaryota, Metazoa, Chordata, Mammalia, Artiodactyla, Suidae. Gene Ontology annotation, biological process: regulation of DNA-templated transcription. Gene Ontology annotation, molecular function: histone H3K36 methyltransferase activity. The record is from RefSeq and is a predicted model, not a curated record. Bases 403 to 4719 code for a protein of 1438 amino acids.
GCGGGGCCCGGGGCCUGCCAGGGAGGAGUCCGAGGAGCCUGCCAUCAGGGGUUGUCCCCCCGGACUCCGGUCUGAACCGCUGCCACGGCUUCCAGACGCAGAGCCGGGUGGAACCGCGAGCUCCUCUGCGACAGCUGUCGGGCGGGAGACAGCCAGGGAGGCAUAGAAAUCGCUGUCCACUUCCCGGUCAUUUUAACCGGGCGCCCGUUCGUAGGGUAUUUCAAACGUCUAGAGAUGGCAUCGCAGUGUCACCCUGAGGAGUCCCAUCUGGUGCCUGGCAUGUGCUGUUAUUUCAUAAGCAUCAAAGAACACGCACGAGCACAAUUUUGCCUCACAGGCCCAGUCUCUCUCCUAUCUUGCCCGAUGAGAGAAAGGGAAAGUUAAGGAUGCUGGAGCAGAACAAUGGAUUUCUCUUUCUCUUUCAUGCAAGGGAUCAUGGGAAACACAAUUCAGCAACCACCUCAACUCAUUGACUCCGCCAACAUCCGUCAGGAGGAUGCCUUUGACAACAACAGUGACAUUGUUGAAGAUGGUGGCCAGACACCAUACGAAGCUACCUUGCAGCAAGGCUUUCAGUACCCACCUACAACAGAAGAUCUUCCUCCACUCACAAAUGGCUACCCACCAUCAAUCAGCAUGUACGAAACUCAGACCAAAUACCAGUCAUAUAAUCAGUAUCCCAAUGGGUCAGCCAAUGGCUUUGGUGCAGUUAGAAACUUUAGCCCCACUGACUAUUACCAUUCAGAAAUUCCCAACACAAGACCACAUGAAAUUCUGGAAAAACCUUCUCCUCCACAGCCACCUCCUCCUCCUUCGGUACCACAAACUGUGAUUCCAAAGAAGACUGGCUCACCUGAAAUUAAACUAAAAAUAACCAAAACUAUCCAGAAUGGCAGGGAAUUGUUUGAGUCUUCCCUUUGUGGAGACCUUUUGAAUGAAGUACAGGCAAGUGAGCACACAAAGUCAAAGCAUGAAAGCAGAAAAGAAAAGAGGAAAAAAAGCAACAAGCAUGACUCAUCUAGAUCUGAAGAGCGCAAGUCACACAAAAUUCCCAAAUUAGAACCAGAGGAACAAAGUAGACCAAAUGAGAGGGUUGACACUCUAUCAGAAAAACCACGGGAAGACCCAGCACUGAAAGAGGAGCCCCCGGUUCAGCCAGUAUUAUCUUCUGUUCCAACGACAGAAGCGUCCACUGGUGUUAAGUUCCAGGUUGGCGAUCUUGUUUGGUCUAAGGUGGGAACCUAUCCUUGGUGGCCUUGUAUGGUUUCAAGUGACCCCCAGAUGGAGGUCCACACCAAAAUUAACACAAGAGGUGCCCGGGAAUAUCACGUCCAAUUUUUUAGCAACCAGCCAGAGAGGGCGUGGGUUCAUGAGAAGCGGGUCCGAGAGUAUAAAGGUCAUAAACAGUAUGAGGAGCUCCUGGCUGAGGCGACCAGACAAGCCAGCAAUCACUCUGAGAAACAGAAGAUCCGGAAACCCCGGCCUCAGAGGGAACGUGCCCAGUGGGAUAUCGGCAUUGCCCAUGCAGAGAAAGCGCUGAAAAUGACCCGGGAGGAGAGGAUAGAACAGUAUACUUUCAUCUAUAUUGACAAACAGCCUGAGGAGGCUUUGUCCCAAGCAAAAAAGAAUGUUGCCUCCAAAGCUGACGUUAAAAAAAUCCGAAGACCAAGAUCCGUGCUGAAUACUCAGCCAGAACAGACCAAUGCAGGGGAGGUGGCCUCCUCACUAUCAAGUACUGAAAUUCGGAGACAAAGCCAGAGGCGGCACACGAGCGUGGAAGAGGAGGAACCACCUCCUGUUAAAAUAGCCUGGAAGACGGCAGCAGCAAGGAAGUCCUUACCAGCUUCCAUUACGAUGCACAAAGGGAGCCUGGAUUUGCAGAAGUGUAACAUGUCACCAGUUGUGAAAAUUGAACAAGUGUUUGCUCUUCAGAAUGCUACCGGAGAUGGGAAAUUUAUUGAUCAAUUUGUUUAUUCAACGAAGGGAAUUGGUAACAAAACGGAGAUAAGUGUCAGGGGACAAGACAGACUUAUAAUUUCUACACCAAACCAGAGAAAUGAAAAGGCAACUCAGAAUAUGUCAUCUCCUGAAGCAACAUCUGGUCCUACAGGCUCAGUAGAAAAGAAGCAACAGAGAAGAUCAAUUAGAACUCGUUCUGAAUCAGAGAAAUCCACUGAGGUUGUGCCAAAGAAGAAGAUCAAAAAGGAGCAGGUUGAAACAGUUCCUCAGGCUACGGUGAAGACUGGAUUACAAAAAGGUGCCAGCGAGAUUUCAGAUUCCUGUAAACCACUAAAGAAAAGGAGCCGCGCCUCAACUGAUGUAGAAAUGGCUAGUUCAGCAUACAGAGAUACGUCUGACUCCGAUUCCAGAGGCCUGAGCGACCUGCAGGUAGGCUUUGGGAAGCAAGUAGAUAGCCCUUCAGCCACUGCAGAUGCAGACGUUUCUGACGUGCAGUCCAUAGAUUCAAGUUUGUCAAGAAGAGGCAUCGGAAUGAGUAAGAAGGACACUGUAUGUCAGAUCUGUGAAAGCCCCAGCGACUCUCUGAUUCCCUGUGAGGGAGAGUGCUGCAAACACUUCCACCUGGAGUGCCUGGGAUUGACAUCACUCCCUGAUGGAAAGUUCGUCUGCGUCGAAUGUAAAACUGGACAGCACCCAUGUUUUUCAUGUAAAGUGUCUGGCACAGAUGUGAAGCGUUGCUCUGUUGGUGCUUGUGGGAAAUUUUACCAUGAAGCCUGUGUCCGCAAAUUCCCCACUGCCAUCUUUGAAUCAAAAGGAUUCCGCUGUCCCCAGCACUGCUGCUCUGCCUGCUCUAUGGAGAAAGAUAUCCACAAAGCAAGUAAAGGUCGAAUGAUGAGAUGUUUGAGGUGUCCAGUAGCGUAUCACUCUGGAGAUGCCUGCAUUGCUGCCGGCAGCAUAUUUGUGUCUUCCUGCAUUCUCAUCUGUAGUAAUCAUUCCAAACGGAGCAGUAACUCUUCCUCUGCUGUAAAUGUAGGCUUUUGUUUCGUUUGUGCAAGAGGGCUGAUAGUUCAGGACCAUUCAGACCCCAUGUUCAGUUCCUAUGCCUAUAAGUCCCACUACCUACUGAAUGAAUCAAACCGUGCAGAGUUGAUGAAAUUACCUAUGAUUCCUUCUUCGUCAGCUUCCAAAAAGAAAUGUGAGAAAGGUGGAAGACUGCUCUGCUGUGAGUCAUGUCCCGCUUCCUUCCACCCGGAGUGCCUGAGCAUAGAGAUGCCAGAAGGCUGCUGGAACUGCAAUGACUGUAAAGCUGGCAAGAAACUGCAUUACAAGCAGAUUGUCUGGGUCAAAUUGGGGAAUUACAGGUGGUGGCCGGCAGAGAUCUGCAACCCCCGUUCUGUGCCGCUCAACAUCCAGGGCCUCAAGCACGACCUGGGGGACUUCCCAGUGUUCUUCUUUGGGUCUCACGACUACUACUGGGUGCAUCAGGGACGAGUAUUCCCUUACGUCGAAGGAGACAAAAGCUUUGCUGAGGGACAGACUAGUAUUAACAAGACCUUCAAAAAAGCACUGGAAGAAGCUGCAAAACGUUUCCAGGAAUUGAAAGCACAAAGAGAAAGUAAAGAAGCACUUGAGACUGAAAAAAACUCAAGAAAACCCCCUCCUUACAAACACAUCAAAGCUAACAAGGUAAUAGGAAAAGUGCAGAUCCAGGUUGCAGACCUGUCGGAGAUUCCCCGCUGUAACUGCAAGCCCGCCGACGAGAACCCCUGCGGCUUGGAGUCUGAGUGCCUGAACAGAAUGCUGCAGUACGAGUGUCACCCGCAGGUGUGCCCGGCGGGGGAGCGCUGCCAGAACCAGUGCUUCACCAAGAGGCUCUACCCUGAUGCCGAGAUCAUCAAGACAGAGCGCAGAGGCUGGGGCCUCAGGACCAAAAGGAGCAUUAAGAAGGGUGAAUUUGUAAAUGAAUAUGUCGGUGAAUUAAUUGAUGAAGAAGAAUGCAGAUUGCGAAUCAAGCGAGCCCACGAGAACAGUGUAACUAAUUUUUAUAUGUUAACUGUUACCAAGGACCGUAUCAUUGAUGCUGGCCCAAAGGGAAAUUAUUCUCGCUUUAUGAACCACAGUUGUAACCCAAACUGUGAAACACAAAAGUGGACAGUGAAUGGCGAUGUUCGAGUUGGACUUUUUGCUCUUUGUGACAUUCCUGCAGGGAUGGAGUUAACAUUUAAUUACAACCUGGACUGUCUGGGCAAUGGCAGGACGGAGUGCCACUGCGGGGCUGAGAACUGCAGUGGUUUCCUCGGCGUUCGGCCGAAGUCGGCAUGUGCAUCAACAACUGAAGAAAAGGCAAAAAAUGCUAAGUUAAAGCAGAAGAGACGGAAAGUCAAAACAGAGCCCAAGCAGCUGCACGAAGAUUACUGUUUCCAGUGUGGAGACGGUGGAGAGCUGGUCAUGUGCGACAGGAAGGACUGCCCCAAAGCCUACCACCUCCUCUGCCUUAACCUCCCUCAGCCGCCCUACGGAAAGUGGGAGUGCCCGUGGCACCAGUGCGAUGAGUGCAGCAGCGCAGCUGUCUCCUUCUGCGAGUUCUGCCCGCGCUCAUUCUGUAAAGAUCACGACAAGGGGGCCCUGGUGCCCUCGGUACUGGAAGGCCGACUCUGCUGCUCUGAACAUGACCCUGUGUCUCCCGUGUCGCCGGAGUACUGGAGCAAGAUCAAGUGUAAACUGGAAUCGCAAGAUCCCGGAGAAGACAUCAAAGAAUAGAUGGCUGGUGAUCCUCCUUUUUUUUCUUUUUCUUUAAGUGAAAAAAGGAAAAGAAAAAAGUAAGUAGAUGAUGCGUCAGUGCAAGAAGAGACUGCGAAAGUGCAUACAGCCUCUGUGGCCGCGCUGCCUGAUUAAAGUGAAACUGGGGGACCAGUUGGUGCAGACAGAGGCCGUUGGCGGUGUCUGGCUUUCCAGUUCUGUUCUGUUGGUUUGGGGGAUUCUUUUGUGGCGGGUUAGAUGCCCAUGGUCUUUUCUUGCCUUUUAUUGUGCUUCAAUGCCUUUGCAGCUAGAAAAAAGAGAUGUCUUGGCUUUUAAAAUAAGAACAAAGAGAAAAGAAAGUUUUGUUAAUGAGAUAAAUCUAAAGUCUAGGAUGUAUUCCUUGGGUGUAAAAGGCAAAAGUAGCCAUCAUUCCUUUAUUUAUUUUCAUUGUUUAAAAUUUUGAGAAGUGUAGUUCAGAGUCUAAUCAGUGUGAGCACACGUGUGUGUGUGUGUGUGUGUGUGUGUGUUUGCAGUAGGAACUGGAGAAUGCCCUCUAGGAAAGGGUAUGACACUCUCCUCUGCCUCUUUCCUGAGCAGCAGGCAGGCGAGCUUCUCUCUCCCUUCCAAGUGUCUCCCAGUCUCAGAGAAGGGCUCGUGGGAGCUUGGAGUCUGGCCUCUGAAAACAAAAGGCCUUGGUGGAUGUUCCCUCCAUGGUCUUAAACCAGGUGGGCUUUGUGAUAGGAUAACUUUACCUUGAAAGGUAUAUAAUGUGGUUUUGUUUUUUCGUUUGUUUGUUUUGGAGAAAACAAAAGAAAUGGAUGCCCUCACUGAGUUUGAAAUGCUUUCCCAUCGAUGAUGGCUAUUAUUGAUGAAGUGUGUUUAUGUGGAUAUGAAUGCAUAGUUAGAAUGGUCAUUCCUGUUAUUUUGACACACUGGUAAGGGCAGCUAAAGGGAGACAAAAGGCAUAGACCAAAAGUUGCAUCAAAUAAGCACCAUUUUCUAUCGAAUUUAACGUAGACCCUGGUCUGACUCGAGAGAAUUAUGGGCAUUUUAUUUUCUGUCUCUGCUUUCCUCUCCCAAUCAAACAUUCCUUUUGUCAGCUGACCACUCAGCCAUGUUUCAUGGUGAAAACUACCCAAAUGAAUUUGAAUUAUAUUUGAAUAGAUUUUUAGUUCCUAAUUUGGGGGGGGGAGAGUAUCCCCAAGUUGUAUGUAAGCAGUUUCUAUUUAGUUUUACCCAGCACUUAAAAUUGCCCCCUUUGAGGAAGGGGAAGCACUUCUACUGGGACAGGGCAUGGGAGAGCCACACUUCAUGGCAGCAGCGCUUCGGGAAAGCUCCCCAGAAAGCAGAACCGGUUGGAUGGCACAGGGGCGAGAGGACCAAGAUGCCUGCCCACAGGGCUCACUUGCUUUCAGUGCUUAGGAGCGUGUAGAUUCCAGAGUUCCCCGUGUAAACUCAUUAGUGGUGUCUGGUGUCGUUGUCACACUGUACUAAGUAGCAGCCUAGGGUUAGCUUGGUGAAUGUUAAUUUUCUCUGUGAAUUUUGACUGCUUACAGCCGCUGGUACGUGGUAGCAUUUAUUUUCCCUCAGGAAGAACCCAUUAACCACAUAAAGGUCGGGAAGAUAGAUGCCCCACCACAUUCCCUGUGUCACGUGUGCUCCUUUUUCUUACCAAGUUAGAGCUCUUUUCUGGAAAAAGGGGGAAAAAAUCUGUUUUGUGCCUCUUCUUCUUUUUUUAAUUUGUAUGUAUGUAAAUGUGCAAUUAUAAUGGAUUCUUUUUAUUGUUAAAAAAAAAAAAACCAAAACAUACAAAAAAAAAAGCAACAACAAAACACUACAAUUCCUUUACUUAAAGCUCCUAAACUGCCAUUUGCCUGAUUCCAGCAGAUAAUUCUGAGGUAACUUACUGGACCUCCAAUGAGUCUAUUGAUUAGAUAUGGUACCAAAAGAAAGGGCAAAAUAGAAAAUGCUAGUAUGCCUGUUACCAAACGUGACUGCCGCAAGCUCACCAAAACACUAAACUUUGCUCUUGAGCAAUUACAUAGUUUCAAGUCCUUUUAAAAAAUAAUUUAAGAAAUUCUAGGUUUUAUCAUACUAAAACUUUAUUUUAUAUAUGUAUAUGAUAAAUGUUUGCUUUUUUAAACUUACUAACAUGAAGGAUUUCCUUUAAUAUUUGAACUGCAACUCUUGUUGAAACAGUAUCCAACAUGAAAUCUUAUCUCUUGCUUUGUUUUGGACUUAGUGCUAUUUAAUAUCUGAUGACUUUUAUAUGGUAAGCCAGGGUAUAUCCUCUAGACUACAGAUACCUUAGGUUUAAGUACUUUGAUGCAGCUUCUUCAUUGUGUCACAUUUUGUUUUUAUAUCUGUCACAGAGCUCUGCUGAGAUUUAAGAAAAAUUUUUUUGUGGGGGAAGGGGGGGUAUUAGGUUUGUUCUGCCAAUUCAGAAAUCAGGGUGGAAAACAAAAUGUCUAACUGUAGCUCUGGAGUCUUUGUCUGUGAGUGCUCUUUAAUGGUCUGGAAAGGGGGUCAUGGCCAUGCCUGGGCCAAGGAGCUCUCCUCACACCUCCGUGGUGUCACUGUGGACCUAGUUUGUGUGUUUUAAAGCUGCAGGAUAUGGCAGCAGAGAAGCAGUGAGCUGUGCUUUCUGCGUGCAUAGUACCUAUGCAGCAUGCUUGCCGGUGCUCCUCCGAUGGAACACUGCGGAGGUCCUGGCGCUCACUCGUAGUCUGAGGUGAUUUGUUAACUUGAAUCUGUAUGGGGUCAGAGCAUAAAUGGUUGGUUUUUAUGGUUGUCUGAAAAUGAAAUAACUGAAAGAAGCAUGGGAUAAUGGUGUUGGGUUUUGUUUUUUUAUGUUGAUUCUUAGGGGGCGAAAAGCAGAUGUAAAAUGUUUGAUAAUCAGCUCAAGAAAUUAGAUCUGUAAGAGCUAAAGGUGAAAUCCUAGGAGACCUCCGGGCCCUGGUGGUGGGAGGGUGGUUUGGAGUUGCCCGGCUGGCUGAGGGGCCGGUGGCCCUUCAGUCCUGGAAGCCGAAGCCCGAGGAAGCCCAUCACUUCCUGAAUAGCUAAGCCAGGCUGAGGGAGGAAUGAGGUGGGUUUUAUUUUCAUUUUUCAUUUUCAUUUUUCUUUUAUCAAGUUCCCACCCUAUCCUAGCUCUGGCCUAAGCUAGAAAACAGGCUGACUCUGAGAAUUAUUGAAACUUGGAGAUUUCUGUGUGUUCAAGUCAGGAACACAUCUAAAAGCAAACAAAAAAAAAGGUGGGGAGCAGGAGGCUGCUCCCAGCUCCCUGCAGCCAUUUCCACAGAGUGUUGGAAAUGCCCGUGAGUGGCGGGGUGCAACUGAGAUGAUCGCCAGAAGGACCCAGACAGGCGGGGCUGUCAGACAGCCUUCUUUCCUGGUUUGGAAAGUGGAGUUUCCUCCUUGAGUAGCUCCAAUCAGGGUCAGAUCUGGGUCUGCAGUUUGGAAACGGGCCAGCUGGGUGGGACACGGUCUCGGGACCACGGGGGACUUGUUGUUUGUCCUUCGUCGCAUUUUAAACAUAAAGCUCUUCAUUAGCAGUCACCUUACAGUCAAGGUGCUGCCACAUGCCUUGUCCUGCCAGGAUAAGAGAGCCAGUCACCACGGAGUCCUUACAGCUGGGACAGCUCACAUCUGUGAGGUACAGUGACACGGGGGAGUUGCUGUAUCGUUGGGCGGUGUGAAUUAGACUUGAAUGACUUCCUAAAAGGCUGAUCUGUCUAGGCCCCUAGUUGUCCAGGCUGCCGCAGAUGUGAUCAUUUGCUUUGGCCUUGGGCCACCUUGAAUCCGUCUUGGGUUAUUUGUAAACAAGGAGUAGAACUCACUUCAUUUUCAGACAGGCUCGGGAAGAGAUGUAAUUAGACAGCUUUGCCAUGAAUUGACAAAUACGGAAGAGUUGGAAAUUGUAUAUACUGAAGUCUACCAGCUCUUAUCUGGGGUGGGGUUCAGGGAGAAGGGGGGUUAUGCGGGGGGACGGGGGUGGGGGGGAAUGAUGAUGUUUACCACAGGUACGAAGUCGUCACUUUAACAUUGAGACCUCUGCCUCAUUGAAUUCAGGUUUUUUAAGUACUUGAAACUCCUCAGAUUCUCCUUAUUUUACAGUUCUUUUAAAACUUAUGAAGUAGCGAGCAUUGUUUGUAUCCUGUUUUUGUCUUUUACCCCCUCUGGCGUGGGUGAAAGGGGAGCCCCGCAGGCGGCUCACAGCACGGGCCGGAUUCAGUGCACACGCUUGGGGAAGAGGCUCCUGCAUGAAAUACCAGCAGCACUUACACAAGGAUUCCCUGUGUCUGUUCUUUCUUUUGUCAUUUUGUCAACCCUAUCCCCAAGCACCUUUUCAUUAUACGCCUGUGUAGGGAAAAAAACAGAAAUUUGCACUUAAUGUUACACUCCUGAAAUGCUGGGUGUGUGUAGCCUGUGUGUUUCAAGCCUAUUUCCAUUCUUUCCUCUUUCAGUCCAUUGCUUAAGUGACAAGUUCAGAUGCUUGUGGCACUUAAUGUAUGAAGGGGAGAGGAAGAGAAUUACCUUCCUUUGGUAGCCUCUCCAAGUCAUUAACGUGUAAGAAAAAAAGGGAAAAGAUGAAUAGUUGCCAAAGUCAUUUCUUCGGUCCUUAGUUUGCCUGUGUGGCAUCAGUGCAUCUGCUCAUUGGCCAGAAAGCGCCCUGGGGCCCGAGCUCCUAUCCCGACCUCCACAGAGCUCCGCUGUGUGCGGGUGGCUCUCCGUAUCCAGCAGAUUACCUCGGUGAGGGAUUUAUGUGGUAUCCUUGACAGUUUAGAAGUGGACUGGAUAAAAUUCACUUUUACUUUGUUGUCACUAAUACUGCUCUUUAUCUCAUUGUGCUGUCACAUACCCUUUGUCAAAAAAGAAAAUCACAUUGCCACCAAUAACCACGAUGCUAAGUGAAGAUUAUAACUGGCUAAUAAGGUUCUUUUUAUGUACAAGGGUGUGUGCAAAAUUGGAAUUGAUAUGAGAAAUUCAUUUGUAUCCACUUGUGGUAUUGCACAACACACACAGAUACCUACAGAUUCUGUUUUCAUUUCCUCGUGAUCUUUAUCUAUAAUGACCUUUGUAGAUUGGUUAUUUCUGUACUUUAUCUGUAAUAAACUUUGUAGAUCCUGUGAAAUGUUAUUUUGCCUAAAUCACUUGAGACUUGAGUCUUUAAUAACAAAGCAUCAAUAUUCACUAAAGUCAAUCUCUUUUGAGUUUCUGUGACUUGGCUAGAAGCUCCUGACACUAAGGGAUUGGUGUUCAUUCUCCCUGGGGGGGUUCACUAGGGCAUUACUGUAUAAUGACUUGAUGUUGCCACAUAGACUUCAAGAUAUAUGAUAUUUUGGGGAUUUUGUUGAUUGGCCUAUGUUUUAUUGCAUAGUGUGAAAUGUGUAAAGCUUGGUUAACCUGUAUAUAGAUAGCUUAUUGUUGACCAGUUAUAGUAUAUUUAGGAUUGCUUGUAAUAUUUAAGCUUCUUACUACUGUGCGUGCUGGUAGGAACAUAUAAUUUUUGUAUAUUUACUGAGAUGUUGCCCUUUUUUAUUUUACAAAUACUUUGGAAUUCAAAUGUGUUUUUUGCUUCCGUGAGGAUUAAUUUGGAAAGGUUUUUAAUGACAUUCCACUGAUUUCAGAUUUUGCUUGGAGACCGACUUAAAUAAAUUGUCCUGUAUGUCCAAAUUAAA